Messenger RNA from Cucurbita maxima (winter squash), 1832 nucleotides. Its product is annotated as amino acid transporter AVT3B-like. The record is from RefSeq and is a predicted model, not a curated record. Gene Ontology annotation, biological process: amino acid transmembrane transport. The transcript has a single exon. Gene Ontology annotation, cellular component: vacuolar membrane. Gene Ontology annotation, molecular function: amino acid transmembrane transporter activity. NCBI's taxonomy places the organism in Eukaryota, Viridiplantae, Streptophyta, Magnoliopsida, Cucurbitales, Cucurbitaceae. The coding region runs from base 277 to 1560 and encodes 427 amino acids.
AAUUGAUCAUUCGUUGGCAUUGAAAUAUCUAUCUAAAAGCGCCCAAAUUUGAGGCGUUUUUUAGCGCUUUCAUCCAUUUGCGUUCAUCUUCUUCACGCUGCCGAUGAUGAUUGAUUGAUUUUCCAAUACCCACAAGAAAAAUCCAUUUUCGUCUUUAUCUCUAAAUCCCCCAUUUCAAAUCCCUUAUCCAACUUCAUCUCAAUUAUUUCUUAUUUCAAUCCAAUCCCCAUUGUUUCUACUACCCUUUGAAUCAUCAACCAUCUCGACGGCCUUUUAAUGGGGUUUGAUCGAGAAGCCAGUUCUUCAACCAAUCGCCUCCGAUCUCCGGUGGCCAGAGAAGAUACGCCCCUAAUCGGCGGCUCCAAGCCUCUGUCUUCCGUUUCCAAAACAUUCGCCAAUGUUUUCAUCGCGAUUGUUGGUGCUGGCGUUCUUGGGCUUCCUUACGCAUUCAAACGCACUGGAUGGAUCAUGGGUCUUCUCAUGCUGUUUUCCGUCGCGUUUUUGACCUAUUACUGCAUGAUGCUCCUCGUCUACACUCGUCGGAAGAUCGAAUCGGUAAUCGGAUUCUCUAAAAUUAACUCGUUUGGGGAUUUGGGUUAUACAAUUUGCGGUGAGCCAGGGAGGAUUCUUGUUGAUCUUCUGAUCAUCUUAUCUCAAACUGGGUUUUGUGUUGGUUAUUUGAUUUUCAUUGGUAAUACCAUGGCUGAUGUAUUUAAUUCCCCGACGGCUAUAGAUUUGAGCCCUAAGAUUUUAGGAUUAGCUCCCAAAGUUGUAUACGUUUGGAGCUGUUUCCCUUUCCAAUUGGGUUUGAACUCGAUUCAGACAUUAACCCAUUUAGCUCCAUUGAGUAUUUUUGCUGAUAUUGUUGAUCUUGGAGCUAUGGUGGUUGUUAUGGUGAAAGACGUAUUGAUUUGUUUCAAACAGAGCCCAUCCGUGGAGGCAUUUGGGGGGUUUUCCGUGUUCUUUUAUGGCAUGGGUGUGGCUGUUUAUGCAUUUGAAGGGAUUGGAAUGGUGUUGCCAUUAGAAUCUGAAACAAAGGACAAGGAGAAAUUUGGGAGAGUUUUGGGUUUAUCCAUGGCGUUCAUUUCUUCAUUAUAUGGAGCAUUUGGUGUUCUUGGAUACUUUGCUUUUGGGGAAGAAACUAAAGACAUGAUCACUAGUAACUUAGGCCCUGGAUUGAUUAGCACCAUUGUUAAACUGGGUCUUUGUAUAAACCUGUUCUUCACUCUCCCAUUGAUGAUGAAUCCUGUUUACGAGAUCGUUGAAAGGCGAUUCUGGGGAGGAAAUUACUGCCUCUGGCUGCGAUGGCUGCUGGUUUUUCUUGUCAGUUUGGUGGCACUUUUGGUUCCUAAUUUUGCUGAUUUCUUGUCUUUGGUCGGGAGUGCUGUGUGCUGUGCUUUGGCGUUUGUGUUGCCUGCUUUGUUCCAUUUCCUUGUUUUCAAGCAGGAAUUGGAUAUGAAGGGAUGGUGUUUGGACAUUUCCAUUGUUGUGUUGGGGCUUGUUCUUGGAGUUUCUGGGACCUGGUCGGCUCUGCUGGAGAUUUUCUCUGUUAAGGUAUGAAUCUUUCACACAUUUUUACCAUUUUGUUUCUUGGUGAACUGUGCAUAUUCGCUGAAGUGAUGAAGUUACUUAGAGCCAGAAAGAAUCAUUCUGUACUGUUCUUGAACUUUGGAAUGCCUUGUAAUUGUGUUUUGUUUUGGAAACUUUAAGGUUUUUGUUCUGUAAUCUGUGCUGUGAAACCAUGUUUUAAUGGUGUCGUGUAAGAUAUAUAAAGAUCCUACCAUAUGUAUUUGAUUAGUUUAAUGAAGAUCCUACCGAGUUUAGCGCGUUUA